Molecule: messenger RNA, 3179 nt
Organism: Aphanomyces astaci
Lineage: Eukaryota; Oomycota; Saprolegniomycetes; Saprolegniales; Verrucalvaceae
Exons: 1
Coding region: 1-3126 (1041 amino acids)
Biological process (GO): proteolysis
Cellular component (GO): extracellular region
Molecular function (GO): protein binding
Source: RefSeq, a predicted model, not a curated record
AUGAGUGCGCUACUCUUACACGCCACUGCUUCCGCCGCAGCUACAUGCUCGGUGAUCGAAGAAAACACCGACUACGCUGGCAACGACAUUAAACAAACGACACGAAGUUCCGCCGCCAAUUGUUGUGCCGACUGCGGUAACACACCAGGAUGUACCGUGUACUCUUGGGAACCGUUCGGCUCGUCUGGCAAGUGCUUUCUCAAGAGCAAACCAUCCAACAAAGAAGUUCUAUGGGGGUCCCGAGCUGCCAAGUUGGUCUUGCCCACCGCGACCUGCUCUACCAUCCAAGAAAACACCGACUUGCCUGGCAAUGACAUUGGUGACCCCCUUCAACUGGACACCGUCGGGUUGUGCUGCUCAUUCUGUGCGUAUACCAAGGGAUGCGUAGCCUACGUGUGGGUGCUUCGAAACAACGUUGGCACGUGCUUACUCAAGAGCAGCAAGGGAGUUCCAAGUCUGUUCCAAGGAGCCCGAGCGUCGUAUUUGUCAACCCCAGCAUCUUCGCCUACCCCCGCACCUACCCCUGCACCUACCCCUGCGCCUACCCCUGCGCCUACCCCCGCACCCACCCCUGCACCUACCCUCGCACCUACCCCUGUACCUACCCCCGCACCGACCCCUGCACCUACCCUCGCACCUACCCCUGUACCUACCCCUGCACCUACCCCCGCACCCACCCCUGCACCCACCCCUGCACCUACCCCUGCGCCUACCCCUGCACCUACCCCCGCACCCACCCCUGCACCUACCCCCGCACCUACCCCUGCACCUACCCCUGCACCUACCCCCGCGCCUACCCCUGCGCCAACCUCAUCCCCAGCUCCUGCUCAAUGUUCUGCAAUCCUACCCAACACAGAUCUUCCUGGGAACGACAUUGCAACGCUUCAGCUGGCAACCACUGGUUUAUGCUGCUCGGCGUGUACCUCCACUGCAGGUUGCAAAGCGUUUGUGUGGGUGCUUCGAAGCGGAGUCGGCACUUGCCUUCUCAAGAGCUCCCGGGGGAUUCCAUAUGCGUACACGGGUGCCAGUGCGUCGUACGUCGUCGAGGCGACGCCGGCCCCCACGCCGUCUGCUUGUCCGGUGGUCGAGAACGACGUUGAUUACGCCGGCAACGACAUCCUGUACACAUCUCGCGCCAACUACCAAGAUUGCUGCACCGAUUGCCAAAACACACUCGGGUGCUCGUUGUAUGUGUGGGGGCCUGACAAUGGCGGCGCCUGCUACCUCAAAUCCAAAAAAGGCAGUUCGUCCCCUUCGCCUGGAGCACGAGCAGGCGUGCUGCCCCUCACGAUCCCUGGCACCCCCCUCUCCAACGUGAAGUCGGGACUGUACGCUGUGAAUUCGUUGCCGCCCACCGCGUUCAACUACAUCACAGGGGCGCAGUGGAUUGAUCAAGGCACGCUCAGUGUCGUGAACUCGGAGACAGAGUCGUUUGUGGCGGUGGCCUUGGCUACCAAUUUCUCUCACGGCAGCGGGCCCAUUGUAGUCAACAACGUCGAGAUGGCGUUGAGUAUGACCGUGUACAUCAACGUGACGUCGGCCGGAGAGUGCGCAGACAUGACCGCUACGUACAACAACAACUUCUUCACGUACUGGGCGAGUCAUUUGUACUGCAUUGUGCACCUACACACGGCCGCAACGUCGCUUCAAAUGCUCACGGCUACCGGUCAGGCGAUUACGUUUCCCCAAGACUCGGAUCCUGCCUACCUAAGUACCGCCUUGACCAAUGUGGCCACCAACACUGACUGCGUUCUCGCUUGUACAUCCAAGGGCAAUUGUGCUGGCGUCGAGUACUCGACUAGUGCCAAAACGUGUGCGUUGUACCAGCCCCAACCAGCUACGUUUCCAGAUGUGACUGCUGGCUGGGUGCUGGAUCCAGUGUCGAACGUCGAUGUUGCUGGCGUUCAGUACUCGAAAAUGACCACCGCUGCCCUCCCCAACGCCUAUAUCAAGGAAUCUGUCCCGGGAGUGGCCUCGCUCCAAGCCUGCGCUUCGUCCGCCAAGGCCAAGGGAUAUGUCCUCUUUGGGUUCAACUCCAACACCAAAGUGUGCGUCUUCUACGCCCCCACACCCAGCCCAACCAAAGGCAUCAGUCUGGUCAACACCCCGCUAGUUCCUGUGGUAUUAUCUUCUGGCACGUUUGGUAGUGACGUGGCAAGCGGGGCGAUGGCCGCGACCACCGCGGCCGACUGCUACAAGUUGUGCGUGCCGUCGCAAAACUUGUGCUUUGCGACUGUGUUUGACUCGACUUCCAAGGCCUGCACCUACGUGCAACCUUCAUUCGAUGCUGCAUCCACAAUGGGCUGGAUCAUUCCCAAGACAUUACCUGACGCAAUGACCACAGUGUCGCAGGUGGAUGUGUACGUCACAGCCCACGAAGACGACCACGAGCUGUUCAUGUCUGCACCUGUGUACAACUCGAUCAAGUCGCCAACAACAAAGUCUGUGUUUGUGUACUUGUCUGCCGGGGAUGCUGGUGAAACCAGUGGCUGGUGGCAGGCUCGAGAAGUCGGCACAGUUGCGGCUACCAAGACCUGGGUCAACAUGUUUGGAGUCUUCUCCCCCGUACCCGUGACGUCGACGGUUCUCUUGAACGGCCACCACAUCCAAAAGGUCAGCAUUGGCAACACCGCCCACUACUUUCUCCGACUUAGCGAAAACAACUUGGAUCUCGUGCUCAACUCGAACGUGAAAAGGGCUCCGAUUGACCAACCGACUGAGUACUAUGCCAACGCGCAAGCGGUCAAGGACGUGCUGAAGGGUAUCAUUGUCGCCGAAGCCACCAAAGUACCUAAAGUGAAUGCCCACUACUCCGACUACCUCUUGGACCCAAGUGGCGACCACGUCUUGCACGUGGCCUCUGGUCGCAUCACGGCCGAAUUACUCAAUGCCGACGCCGUCUUUGCGGCUUGUGUGUCGCAAUUCCCGUACUUUGGCUACCAGCGUUGGCUAGACACAGUUAACAUGAACAACCCGGAGCAAAGCGCCCAACGUGCCGUGUGGUUGGGGUUGGGAGCAGGAAUCUUGAAUCAAUACCCUCGGGAGACAUGGUCAGACCAUUCGCCGGCUUUGGGGCGAACGUACACGGGCACUUUACUGGUCAAGGCGACUGCAUGUGCGUUUUAGCCCACCUCGCCUGUGAUGAUUAUUUUACAGUAUUACUCUAAUAAAUUGCAGCA